Xenopus laevis (African clawed frog) is the source of this 1714-nucleotide messenger RNA. It is a transcript of the gene rnf144b.S, whose product is annotated as ring finger 144B S homeolog. Gene Ontology annotation, biological process: protein ubiquitination. The record is from RefSeq and is a predicted model, not a curated record. The transcript is spliced from 9 exons. Lineage: Eukaryota; Metazoa; Chordata; Amphibia; Anura; Pipidae. Gene Ontology annotation, molecular function: ubiquitin-protein transferase activity; zinc ion binding; ubiquitin protein ligase activity. Gene Ontology annotation, cellular component: cytoplasm; mitochondrial membrane. Bases 610 to 1521 code for a protein of 303 amino acids.
AUUCCAGUCAGUCCGACACUGAUCAUUACAAACUGCGCGGCUAAUUAUCAGCGGGAAAAGUAGGGCAGUACUUGUGCUGCCAGUCCCCGACACCAUAAUCACUGUGUUACGUAUUACUGAUAUUACUGAACAUGUCGGGCCAGCAAUGAAAGAAUGUAGGAGGGAAGUGGAAGUGCAGCGCGUUGCAUGGCGUACUGACUGAGCAGCGUGGAUGUAAUCACCUGCAGGCGCUGAGCAGAGGAAAGCCCACAUGGGAAGCAGGAAGUGCUCGGGCUUCCUGGAUCAUGACCCGCAGUGCUCCCAUAGAUACUGCAUUACAAGCCGUCACGUGCUCUGGAGAGAAUGGCAACUUGCUGUGAAUAGGGGAGGGGACUAAGGGGACUGGGAGAACCGUGAGAGCUUUGCGGAGCACAAGGAGAUGGAGUGAGAAGGGAACGUACUGCACCAGCCACUCACUAGGAGCCGUCCUAAUAGUGAGAGGAGCCUGGCGAAUGUGAUCUCUUUAUUCCAGGGACAAGAAAGGUUACGCUGGUUUUACGGAAAUCUAGAUUGUGUUCUAAACCUAAUAACAGAUCUGAGGAUUUAGAAUGCUGCUUAUCUAAAGCAAAUAUGGCCUCAGCUGGUAAAGUCUGCCAUCACACCAUGGUGGCAGGCAAUUCAAGUCCGGGAGAAUUGUCCCUGGAGCCCUUAAUACUAUGCAAACUGUGUCUUUGUGAACAUCCCAUUGAUAAGAUGACCUCCCUACAGGCAUGCAGUUGUAUUUUUUGCACAUCGUGCCUCAAACAGUAUACACAGUUUACAAUCCGGGAAGGCUUUGGAUCGCCAAUCACAUGUCCAGGCACGGCAUGCACAAACCAGGGUAUCCUUCAGGAAGCAGAGAUCUCUGCUUUGGUACCUGUUGAACAGCUGCAGUUUUAUCAGAGGUUAAAACUUGAGAGAGAGGUACAUUUGGACCCCUGCAAGACAUGGUGCCCUACUGUCGACUGCCAUACUGUAUGCCAAUUGGAAACUGGUGACUCUGCUCUGCCUGUACCAGUGGACUGUUCUGCUUGCCUUAUUAAAUUUUGUUCUGUUUGCAAAAACAUCUGGCAUCCUGGACAAUCAUGCCAAGGAAAUCAGCCCAUCGUUCCUCCCGAGAAAGGAAUCCUUCUUACUAUGGAUGUAGAUGCUUGUAUCAAGCAGUGUCCCGUGUGCCGGAUUUAUAUAGAGAGAAAUGAAGGAUGUGCACAAAUGAUGUGCAAGAACUGCAGGCAUACCUUUUGCUGGUACUGCUUGCAAAACCUUGAUAAUGAUAUAUUUCUUCGCCAUUACGACAAAGGACCAUGCAGAAAUAAACUGGGACAUUCAAGAGCUUCUGUGAUGUGGAACAGAACACAGGUUGUGGGGAUCCUUGUGGGUUUGGGGAUCCUUGCAGUUGUUACUUCACCAUUGCUGCUGCUGGCAUCACCUUGCAUUAUCUGCUGUGUGUGUAAAUCCUGUAGAGGCAAGAAGAAAAAAAGUGUCCCACCACCCACAGUGUAGCACGGUCUAUUUAUCUGGAAACACAAGAUCUUGGAUUUGGCUCUUAAUUUUAUGGAAAUAGUACUGAUUCACUCAAACACAUUCCUGUAUUCUAUUUAUUCACCUUCAGUUUUGUGCAAGGAGUUUCUGGAUAAAUGCAAAAUAUGUUUUAAGUAGGAUUCUUGCCAGUUAAAGGAUCCAGUCCACUUCUUGU